AACCCACUUUAUGCCCUGACAAGAAGAUUAGCAGAGACGUAUGAACUACGAAACGCACAAUUUCAAUACAAUCCACGCCGCAAUCCAAAGCGUGCUCUCACUCGACCUAGCAAGCCAGCCAAAAAUGAUGGUUACGACAAUGAGAACAACGACUAUAUACUACGAGUAGGAGAUGUUCUUGGUGAAGGGCAAGAACAUGGGUAUCGUAUUAUCGAUUUGCUUGGACAAGGCACAUUUGGACAGGUGGUCAAGUGUGAGAAAUUGAAAACAAAGGAGCUAUUUUCGGUAAAAGUGAUAAAAAAUAAAGCAGCAUAUCUAGCUCAAAGCAGUAUGGAGGUAGAAAUAUUGAAACAGGCAAGUAAACAAGAAACAGAUAUUUAUCUAAGCCAAAGAAUCAACCCAGACGACCAGGAUUCUAUUCUCAAGUUUGAGGAAUCGUUUACUCAUAAGAACCAUUUAUGUAUUGUUUUUGAGCUCUUGUCUGUAAACCUCUACGAACUAAUCAAGCAAAAUGGGUUCAAGGGUCUAUCUGUUGACCUUGUACGAGUCAUCACCGCGCAGUUACUUGAUACACUAACACUACUUCAACAUGCCAAGCUUAUACAUUGUGAUCUUAAACCCGAAAACAUUCUCUUAAAAAGAGUCGAUUCACCAGCUAUCAAAAUAAUCGACUUUGGGUCUGCAUGUCACGAUUCAAACAAGAUGUAUACAUAUAUACAAUCUCGCUUCUACCGUUCACCAGAAGUCCUGCUUGGUAUUCCAUAUACAUACUCAAUUGAUAUGUGGUCUCUAGGAUGUGUCGUUGCCGAACUUUUUCUUGGGAUACCUCUAUUUCCGGGGAGUUCAGAAUACAAUCAACUGACGAGAAUAACUGAGAUGCUAGGGUAUCCAUCGGCAAAAAUGAUAAGAAAAGCAAGAAAUCCUUCUCGUUUUUUUAACAAACACGAUCGUGGUAACGGAUGUUUUGAGUAUACAAUAAAAAGCAGGGAUCAGUAUACUCAAGAACAGAGAAAGAAUGAAAUGCAUAGCAAGCAAUAUUUCCCUCAUAACACAUUGGAGGACCUUAUUCUAAAUUUUAAGGGAGUUUCCCGUGCUAACCCUACCAUGAGCGAUGAGCAAAUUCAAUUAGAUAUUAUAAAGCGACAUGCUUUAAUUGAUUUCUUAAAGAAGAUUCUCGAAAUUGACCCUGAAAAGCGACUGAUGCCACAAGAGGCACGAAUGCAUCCAUUCAUUACUGGAGAG
Phycomyces blakesleeanus NRRL 1555(-) is the source of this 1242-nucleotide messenger RNA. RefSeq lists its product as hypothetical. Gene Ontology annotation, molecular function: protein serine/threonine kinase activity; protein tyrosine kinase activity; ATP binding. The annotation marks the transcript as partial. NCBI's taxonomy places the organism in Eukaryota, Fungi, Mucoromycota, Mucoromycetes, Mucorales, Phycomycetaceae. The transcript has 5 exons. Gene Ontology annotation, biological process: peptidyl-threonine phosphorylation; peptidyl-serine phosphorylation. The record is from RefSeq and is a predicted model, not a curated record. Gene Ontology annotation, cellular component: cytoplasm; nucleus.